Daucus carota subsp. sativus is the source of this 1156-nucleotide messenger RNA. RefSeq lists its product as uncharacterized. The coding region runs from base 109 to 942 and encodes 277 amino acids. The transcript is spliced from 3 exons. The record is from RefSeq and is a predicted model, not a curated record. Lineage: Eukaryota; Viridiplantae; Streptophyta; Magnoliopsida; Apiales; Apiaceae.
UCUUUAUGAUUAAAUUAGACAAUAAUAAUUGCCUAGGUGGCUGGUCAUGUGAGCAACGAUGGACUAGAGAUAAAACAAGUCAACUCACUUUGUUCUGUGACAAUACCAAUGGUGAACAGAGUAUCGAGGCAAUUAGAAACAUGGUGCGAUUUGGAGGGUAAGGUGGUGCUGGUCACAGGUGCAUCUGCAGGUCUAGGCCGUGAGUUCUGCACUGACUUGGCUGAGGCUGGUUGCUUUAUUGUGGCAGCCGCUAGACGUGCUGAGCGUCUCAAGUCUUUAUGUGAUGAAAUUAAUGGAAGCUCCACUAUUACUCAAGCAGUUGCCGUUGAGCUGGAUGUUGCAGCUGCUGGAGAAAUCAUUGAAGCGACUGCGCAAAAAGCAUGGAAUGUCUUUGGACGAAUUGAUGUUUUAAUCAAUAAUGCUGGAAUUAGAGGUGGCACAAAAUCUUCCCUUGAUAUUUCUCAAGAUGAAUGGGAAGAUGUCUUUAAAACAAACUUAGAAGGAGCGUGGAUGUUGUCGAAGUACAUUGGCAGACACAUGCGUAAUGCGGGGCAAGGAGGCUCGAUUAUAAACAUUUCCACUGGUUUUGGUUUAAAUAGGGUUCAACAGCAUGGAAGUGUCGCAUACGCCUCGUCAAAAUCAGGGAUGAACCACAUGACAAAGGUGAUGGCCUUGGAACUUGGAAGACAUAAAAUUAGAGUAAACGCAAUAGCCCCUGCCAUUUUUCCAUCUGAGAUGACAGUGGAAAUAUUUAAGAAAAAAUGGUUUCGAGAUGUGGCCAAGAAAAUUGUACCCUUACAAACGUCUGGCACAUCAGAUCCAGCAUUGACAUCUGUCAUUCGAUACUUGAUUCACGAUUCAUCACAGUAUGUGACUGGGAACAUCUUUAUUGUUGACUGUGGUGCAACUCUCACAGGCAUGCCUAUAUUUUCCUCUCUUUGAACCAUUGCAGACAAUAGUGCUUAUUCCUGCAGAAAUCAGGACGUAGCCGUGUAGUAUUAUCAAAAAACAAUACUACUCACAUCUCAAGUUGCUUUUCUGUGUAUUGUUGUAUUCAGCAAUUCAGUUCAUAGUAAGAAUGCAUUUCCCAGACUUGCUUUAGAAUUCAGAAUCUACACAAGUAACGUUCGUAUUAUUACUAGUUCAGUUUUCGGUA